Arabidopsis lyrata subsp. lyrata is the source of this 2090-nucleotide messenger RNA. RefSeq lists its product as uncharacterized. NCBI's taxonomy places the organism in Eukaryota, Viridiplantae, Streptophyta, Magnoliopsida, Brassicales, Brassicaceae. Bases 421 to 1842 code for a protein of 473 amino acids. Gene Ontology annotation, biological process: transmembrane transport. Gene Ontology annotation, molecular function: transmembrane transporter activity. Gene Ontology annotation, cellular component: membrane. The record is from RefSeq and is a predicted model, not a curated record. The transcript has 5 exons.
GUGAUCUUCCAAUGAAAAUACAACAUCAGUAAUUUUACUGUUUUCGUACGUGUAUUAUGCGAAUUAUAAUAUAAUAUAGAAAUAGUACAAUUUAAUAAAAUCUAGAAACAUGACUUUUUUAAGAAAACAAAAACAAAACCAUUAAUAAAUUAAGAUUUCAGGUGCCAGCUGUCUCAAAAUUCAAAUCUUACUAGAUCUUCCUCUAUUUUUUAAAUAUUUUUAUCUAAUUGUGAUUAUUAUUCAGAACCUAAAUAUAAGUAGUAAACAAAAUAAAUAAAUAAUCCUAUUUCUUUUUUCCAAUGUAUAUUUUGUUAAAUAGACUAUAAAUCAUAUAAACUCUCCCUUCUAUGUUGUUUAAUAGUUACUUUAAAAAUAUUGUUUUCUUCAUUUCUCUUCACCAGUCGUCUUCAUACUAACACCAUGAAAAUAAAAUCAGGGACCCUUUAUGGAAUAUCUAUUUCUCUCAUUAUCAUCAACCUAGCAACGAUGAUGCAACGGGCAGAUGAAAAACUCAUUCCUUCAACUGCGAAAGAAUUGAAAGAAGCGUUCCAUGCAAAGCUCUCUGAUAUUGGACUCCUCUCGUUUAUAAGAAACAUUGUUCAAGGGCUUGCCUCGCCUUUAGCCGGUUUAUUUGCCGUCAGUUAUGAUCGUCCCACAGUUUUCGCAUUCGGAAGUUUCUUUUGGGUCUCAUCAACUGUUGCAACUGGAGUCAGCCGCUACUUCAUCCAGGUAACACUUGGUGUAGCAUUCAAUGGGGUUGGACAUGCAAUUGUUUAUCCAGUGCUUCAGUCGAUAAUUGCAGAUAGCUUCAAGGAGAGUUCGAGAGGUUUUGGUUUUGGUUUAUGGAAUCUCAUUGGUACGGUUGGAGGUAUAGGGGGAACCGUUGUGCCAACAGUCAUGGCUGGUCAUAAUUUCUUUGGAAUAUCAGGAUGGCGAUGCGCCUUUAUAUUGAGUGCCACGCUGAGUGCGAUGGUCGGGAUUCUCGUUUUCUUCUUUGUCACUGACCCGAGGGAAAAGAAGACUAGCAGCGUCAUUGUUCAUCACGAUGAUCAACAUGAGCGAGAUGAAAACAACGGUGCUACAACGAUGGAGAGUCCGAGCUCUUCGGUUUGGAAGGAAUCGUGGGUGGCCAUAAAAGAUGUAACCAAAUUAAGAACAUUUCAGAUCAUCGUAUUGCAAGGAAUCGUCGGUUCGGUGCCAUGGAAUGCAAUGGUUUUCUGGACAAUGUGGUUCGAACUCAUUGGUUUUGAUCAUAAUCAGGCCGCGCUCCUAAACGGAAUAUUUGCCACCGGACAAGCAAUAGGAUCUUUGGUCGGAGGAAUAAUUGCGGACAAAAUGUCUCAUAUGUUUCCAAACUCAGGCAGAUUGAUUUGUGCACAAUUCAGCGUUUUCAUGGGCGCUAUAUUCUCCAUUGUUCUUCUAAGAAUGAUCCCACAGUCCAUAAACAGUUACUACAUCUUCUUGGUAACUCUCUUUCUAAUGGGACUAACCAUAACUUGGUGUGGACCAGCCAUUAACUCUCCAAUCUUAGCUGAGAUUGUUCCUGCUAAGCAUAGAACCAUGGUCUAUGCAUUUGAUCGCGCACUCGAAGUUUCUUUUUCGUCAUUUGGUGCGCCUUUGGUUGGGAUCAUGUCGGAAAAACUUUUCGGGUUUGACGCAAAAGGAAUUGAUCAUGUUAAAGACUCUGGUCGUGAGGCCGAGGCAUUGGGGAAAGGGAUCAUGUGGAUGAUGGCCCUCCCGUUUGGAUUGUGUUGUCUUUGUUACACACCGUUACAUUUCCUUUUCCGCAAAGAUCGAAAAAACGAUAGAACUACGAGUUCAACGGAAGUAGAGAUGGUGUGAGAGCUAAUGGUAUACUCAUCAUAUUUGUUAUUGUUUUAGUAGUUUUGAUGUUUGUUAUAUAUUAUUUGAGAUAAAAUUUUAUCUAUAUGAUCAAAUCCUUUAUCCUAAUAAAAAGUAAAAACGCAGACUUAUGACACAAGAAAAUUAUAUACAAAAAUACUAAAACAUUUUCAUGAAUUUUUGUUUGUUUUUGAGAAAUACACAAAAUCACCAACGUGCUUCCACAUGUGACAUACGACUCGUUGUUA